UUUCUCUAAACAGCCCAGAGACCUCACUGGCCCAGGAGCUGCUGUCCUUCCACAAUGUGGCUUUCCUCAGUGGUAAUGGCUUCUCUUGUUGCUUUCAUAGCCUGUGCAGAACAUCUACCUUCACCACCUGUGGUAGAUACAGUGAAUGGCAAAAUCCUGGGGAAGUACGUUAGCCUAGAAGGAUUUGCACAGCCUGUAGCCGUCUUCCUGGGAGUCCCCUUUGCCAAGCCCCCUCUUGGAUCCCUGAGGUUUGCACCUCCACAACUUGUCGAACCAUGGGAUGAUGUGAAGAACGCCACCUCUUACCCUCCCAUGUGCACUCAAGAUGCAGCUGGGGGAAAAGUGCUGUCAGACCUAUUUACCAAUAGAAAGGAGAAAAUUCCCCUUACAUUUGCCGAAGAUUGUCUGUACCUAAAUAUUUAUACUCCUGCCGACUUGACAAAGAACAGCAGCCUACCUGUGAUGGUGUGGAUCCAUGGAGGUGGUCUGUCGAUUGGUGGGGCAUCAACCUACGAUGGACUUGCCCUCUCUGCCCAUGAGAAGGUGGUGGUGGUGACCAUUCAGUAUCGCCUGGGCUUCUGGGGGUUCUUCAGCACAGGGGAUGAACAUGGCCGAGGAAACUGGGGUUUCUUGGACCAAGUGGCUGCACUGCGCUGGGUCCAGGACAACAUCGCCAGCUUUGGAGGGAACCCAGGCUCUGUGACCAUCUUUGGCGAGUCAGCAGGAAGUUCAAGUGUCUCUGUUCUUGUGUUAUCUCCACUGGCCAAGAACCUCUUCCACAGGGCUAUUUCUGAGAGUGGCGUGGCCUUGUGUCUUCAUGUAGUUAGGAACAAUGUCAAGGCCAUAGCUGAGAAAAUUGCAGCUGCUGCUGGGUGUGAAACAACCACAUCUGCUGUCAUCAUUCAUUGUCUGCGCCAGAAGACAGAGGAUGAGCUCUUAGAGAUCAGCCAGAAAAUACCCUAUUUGCCUAUGACCACUGUGAUUGAUGGAGUGCUCCUGCCCAAGGCACCAGAAGACAUGCUGGCUGAAAAGAAUUUCAGCACCGUCCCCUACAUUUUGGGAAUCAACAAGCAAGAAUUUGGCUGGCUCAUUCCAAUGAUUAUGGACAAUUCCUCCUCUGAAGACAUUUUGGACCAGAAGACAGGCAUGUCCUUCCCAGGGAAGUUCAAACACUUUCUUGAGAGAGGCUGGAAAGUUAUGAACUUCUCUGGGGAUGUGAUGCCGGUGGUCUUUGAGAAGUACAUAGGAGGGACAAACGACUCUGCCGAAAAGCAUGAACGCUUCAUGGACUUGAUUGCAGAUGUGGUAUUUGGGGUCCCAUCUGUGAUUACUGCCCGUGGACACAGAGAUGCUGGAGCCCCCACCUACAUGUAUGAGUUCCAGUAUCGCCCAAGCUUCUCAUCAGCCAUGAAACCUAGUAAUGUGGUAGGAGACCACGGGGAUGAGAUUUUCUCAGUAUUUGGUGCUCCAUUUUUGAAAGAAGGUGCCUCAGAAGAAGAGACCAAUCUCAGCAAGAUGGUGAUGAAAUUCUGGGCCAACUUUGCUUGGAAUGGGAACCCCAAUGGGGAAGGGCUUCCAUACUGGCCAAAAUAUGACCAGGAAGAAAGGUAUCUGAAGAUUGGUGCCACUACCAAGGAUGCCCAGGGGCUGAAAGCCAAGGAAGUGGUUUUCUGGACUGAGCUUUGGGCUCAGGAGGCAGCAAAGAAGGUGUCUUAGAGAGCACAGACCAAUAGUGAAUGAGACUACCAGCUGGCCUCAGGAGGCUGGAGCAGCCAACACAGACGUAUUCUACAACAGGGGUUUUUCUGCCACAGAGGCACCUUUUUGUGGAGGAUGGAGAAUUGUGUGCUGGGGGUGUGCAAGGGUCAAGGAGGGGGAUGGUGUACUUCUGGUGUCAGAAUAAAUAUUUGUUUGGAGAC
Messenger RNA from Chinchilla lanigera (long-tailed chinchilla), 1919 nucleotides. Its product is annotated as carboxylesterase 1D-like. Lineage: Eukaryota; Metazoa; Chordata; Mammalia; Rodentia; Chinchillidae. Gene Ontology annotation, molecular function: carboxylic ester hydrolase activity. The transcript is spliced from 13 exons. Gene Ontology annotation, biological process: lipid catabolic process. Bases 55 to 1716 code for a protein of 553 amino acids. Gene Ontology annotation, cellular component: endoplasmic reticulum; lipid droplet. The record is from RefSeq and is a predicted model, not a curated record.